UAACUAUGGAGAUGCCCAAACACGCUCUUGGCAACAGUGCUAUAAGUCAUUUGAAGCAGCCUAGGUAUCUAUCUGUACUGAACCAAUUAGGCUGUUCAUCCCUUCACGGUCAAGUUUUCUUUGGGGUCACAGCCAAGACUGCCUUCCUAUUUAUUUUACCUCAGUAUAAUGUUAGCGUGCCUUCCGCAGACAGCGAGACCGUGCACUACCACUACGGCCCGAAGGACCUGGUCACAAUCUUGUUCUACAUCUUCAUCACCAUCAUCUUACAUGCCGUGGUCCAGGAGUACAUUUUAGACAAAAUCAGCAAACGGCUUCAUCUCUCCAAAGUCAAACACAGCAAGUUCAACGAAUCUGGACAGCUGGUCGUCUUUCAUCUCAGCUCAGUGAUAUGGUGCUUCUACGUGGUGGUGACGGAAGGAUACUUAACAAACCCCAGAAGCCUGUGGGAAGACUACCCGCACGUGUACCUCCCCUUCCAGGUGAAGUUUUUCUACCUGUGCCAGCUGGCCUACUGGCUACACGCGCUUCCUGAGCUCUACUUCCAGAAGGUACGGAAGGAAGAAAUUCCCCGCCAGCUCCAGUACAUUUGCCUGUACCUGGUCCACAUAGCUGGAGCAUACCUCUUAAACCUGAGCCGCCUGGGCCUGAUCUUGCUACUGCUGCAGUACUCGACCGAAUUCCUCUUCCACAUGGCUCGACUCUUCUACUUUGCUGACGAAAACAACGAGAAGCUGUUUAAUGCCUGGGCUGCUGUAUUUGGGGUCACGCGCCUCUUUAUCCUCACCCUCGCUGUGCUGGCCAUCGGCUUUGGACUCGCCCGCAUGGAAAACCAGGCGUUUGACCCUGAGAAGGGGAACUUCAACACCUUGCUGUGCAGGCUCAGCGUGCUGCUGCUGGUGUGUGCUGCCCAGGCCUGGCUCAUGUGGCGCUUCAUCCACUCCCAGCUGCGGCACUGGCGGGAAUACUGGAACGAGCAGAGUGCCAAGCGGAGAGUCCCAGCUGCCCCCAGACUACCAGCCAGGCUCAUCAAGAGGGAAUCUGGUUACCAUGAAAAUGGAGUUGUGAAAGCAGAGAAUGGAACCUCCCCACGGACUAAGAAACUCAAGUCUCCUUAAGGCCAAAGUGCUGAGAACAGGAAUCCUCGUGGUGGGGACCCAGCAGGGAGACGAGGGGCCCAGGCCCCAUCGUGGCCUCUUCUUCCCUGCUCGUGCUGCUCCGUCUCCAACAGCAGAAGCCUGUCUUUAAACGGGGUUUUUCUCUUCUUACUUCUUGGCUUCUCUUCUGAUUCUUCCAUAAACCAUUCUCAAUAAAGCCAAAAACCUUCCUCUUUCUCACCCUCAAGCCACCUCAUGUCUUCUCCUCUGUCCUGUGCUGGGUUUUCUAGAAGCCCAGGUUCUCCUGGUUAUCUUUCUGCUUUCCUCUUCUUUCUCUUCUUCCAUGGCUGCUUCUCUCUUCUUAAUUUUACGUUACUGUGCAAUUUCUGUCUGAAAUUACAACGGGAGGGAGCUAAGACUGCAGUCCUGUCCCGCUAGUCUCCGGGACCUGCCAGUCUAGAUGCCCUGUGCCAAGGAACUCGGCCUGGGGCCGGUAGCAGCCUCCAUGGUGGUCCUCGUGUGGAUGGGCAAGAAGAGGAAGGACCAGCCCUCUUGGAUCAUCAUCUCCUUGGUGCUGAUUAACUGACGAGAUGUAGGAUUCCAAUUCUGCACGUACCAUCUGGAGGCACAACAGCCACUGCUCGAUGUAAAGGCCGAGGCUUUGGGCUUUGGGACCUGACGACUCAGUCCAGAAGGAUGGUGUUAGCUCUGCCGGGUCCCAGGACUCGAGAGCUCACCACGGGUUGGUCUUGGAUCAGAGACCAGCGUGCUGUCGCUGGGUGGGGAAGUGCUGGAGGAGCACAGGCCUUCCUGCUUGGAAGAGCAAGAGCAGAGCACGCUGAGCAGAAGCUCUUCCAGAGGGUGACGGCAGCAGAAGCGGCAGAGCCAUUGACCUAGGCCUCCCUUCGGCAGUCCCAGCAGCAGCCGCCUUUCAGCCAUUCACCAGCAUUCUAAACCAAACCAAACAGCAGUUACGAAACCUGCCUGAGAGAAACUCCAGAACCAGCCAGCCCCGUCAGGGCCAACUUGCUACCUUGACUUCACCUCUUGAGCUGCAGAAACACAAAGCCUCCAGGGCUCCCGCCACACGCCAGCCCUGGUAUCCCAGGAAGGGACCCGGUCCCCCUGGCCUCACCUGUUGAGUGGUCUUCAGAUUUGUUGUCAUUUGCUGAUGUCUGUUGAGCAAACCUACAGCAUUUUAGACCACAUGAAACCAGGAUGGACUCAGAGUCUCUCUUCUGGUUGGUGAUAGGAGUCUUUUCGUCCUCUUCCCUCACAUAUUCUUUUCCUUCCUCUCCACCUGAGGACAAGGCCUCUGAGUCCUUUGGUGCCUUGAGAAAACUUCCAGGAGGGGAGUUAGGUUUUCACAGGUCCUGAUUAAGAACCCCUGAACCGUGGUGAGGGGAGGGGAGCAGUUCCUGGUGGAUGCAGGGACAUUAGUCCUUGGUUCUCUUGUGAUAGCACAGUAGGAGCUAACCUUGGAGUUUGACCCAAGAAGGGGGAGACAGGUCUUUUCAUCAGAACCACGCCCCUUCUCCAGGUCACUUGCAUCACAGGUAAAUUUAAAUUUGCUGGUAACCGGGAUUUGUUUCCUAAUAAUCAUUGUAUACGUUCAUCCCUCUGUCCAGGAUAAGGUUGCAAAAAUAGGGAAAAUAAUUACCCUUGGCUUCUUUCAUUUUUUUCUUAGGAAGUGGGACAGUGUUUUUGAACAUAUGCAUUUCUCUCCCUCUUCUCUCACGCCCCCUUACUCUCUUACAACAGAACGUAGGGAAAAGGGUAGCUUGCUAUCCACCCAGCAGACCUGACCCAGAACCCCUUGGCCAGUCAAAGAGCUUUGGCAUAGGCUGUGGUUGAAUUCAUGCUCCCUGUCCUGCCUGGGAGCUGCAAGUGAAGGGACUGUUUAUCCAGCAGCCACCCCUUAGCGUGGAUGCCCAUCCUGGGCUCUCUCUGGCCUGUGGCUUUGGCAGGGGCCUCAGCAAUGUCCUAAAGGAGCCUUAUCUUCACCAGGUGAUUCCAGGUGAAACUGCUGAGCCAUGCCUUCAACAAACAUGUAUGGCAUGCUUGAGAUGUGCUAUUUGUUAUGUGCCGAGUGCCAGGGAGUCAGAGGGGAGCCUCCCAUCUCGAAGACCUGCCAUCCCACAGCCUCCAUGCUCACAGUUGUUGGUUUCUAUUGCUCUUUCUCAGGACACUCGGGUGCUUCAAAUGACAUGGCUUUAUGCUCUCCAAGUCUCCUGCAAGCUGCUGGUGCUUCCAGUAUAUUGUGCGUUGGGUUGAUACCACCAGCCUAGUCGCCCGGGUCGGCUUAGGUUUUGUGUCCUAUAGGAGAAGGGUUUGCUCAGUGAUAGCAGUUAAUCUUUUCUAUGCAUAAAAAACAGCAAACCCUGAGACCACGUGAAGGCUGGCAUCUCCCCAGCCUGGGCUUCAGGGAUGUUGGUGGGGUUAGGAGGUAAUUGUAAGGUACUUUAUCCCCACUGGCCUUCCUGGCAUAUUUCACAGCAGAGCCAAGCCUCUGGCAGGUUGACACCAUGUUGCCAGAGCUAGAUAAUUCAAUCCCACUUCAUCCUGUGAGCUUGUGGGGCUAGCAUGUCCUAGUUUGGCUACUUCCUUCAGUUUUCUGCAUACUCUACUCUCUCCAAACAAAGUGCCAACGCACUUGUGAAGGCCCUGCCAGACCUCCAGGUUGGACAGGCCAGCUCAACACCGUCGCCAAGAGCAGGGGAGAAGAUGCCUGUCUACCUCAGCACCCGCUGCCCUCUCUCGACACCCCUGGCUGGCACGCGUGUUUGGGGAAAGCCAGCAGAUGACAGUGGUAGGGAAGGGAGGCCAGGCUGGUGGAUGGAGACUCCUGAGCUGCUGAUUCCCUUUGGAGGUUCAGUGAUGAGCAAGUUAUUUUUACCAUCCAGGCGCUGAUAGCCGCACUAUUAAUAAAUUGCAUGUGUUCAUUUGAAGGAAGGGGUGGUUCUGGGGGAGGAGGAGCAGGCCAAGGGUGAAGGAGAGCUACCAUACCCAUUCUAGUCACUCUAACCCCACCUGGGCAUGGGCGCCAGGCCCAAGUGAGUGCCAGGAACCUCGUGUGAUCCUGUCCAGAGGCAGAACUUAGCAGCAUGUCAGAAACCAAAACAGACACCUGUGCUCGGCCACCUUCACAGAUGCUUCUCUGGACUAGAAUCCCUGGCACCCUAAAAUCCACCGAGCCUGGGAUGGGUGCUUCUUUUUUAGGGGGGGAAACCUUUUGCCCCAAUACCCCUUGACCUUUCAAACAAGCAGUAAAUAAGAGGUAGGGGCAGAGUACACCCCCUCCCAAGAUCCCACAACAUGAAAUUAUUCUAUUCUGUGAGUGCUUUAAUUAGAAGGGGCUGGUCGGUCCCCUGGUAGCUGGGGAAUGCCGCGAUUUGGAUUUCCUUCAUGUGCUUCAGCCUGCUCAGGAUCGGUCUGGGUGGGAGAAGCGGGGAGGUCUGGACUUGACUCUGUUGUCUAAGGGCUUCAGGUCUUACCUUCUGGGGACUUUUAUUCAUGUAUGGGAAGUGUCCUGUGAAUCCGGACAGCCGCGGGAGGGUCUUUCUUGACUUACAUGCUAACAGUUCUUUUUCUCAGGAGAGGACUUUGGGGAUUACUGCAGAAUUAGGUCAGCAUCAGAUCUUUUUGAAAGCCCUCUCCAGCCAAGGUUGGCCCAGUGAGGAAGCCUUUACCAACCUUCUUCCUGCUCACCAUACUUCUUGCCCUAGUAUUGACUCCACCUCCCAAAAGGCUGCAAAAGACAACUCCUCCGGGCUGCCUCUCCUCCCGCUCGCUCGCUCUUUUGUGCAGGCCCCUUAAGUAGCAGAGCGAUGGGGAGAAAAGCACGGGGGGGCUGAAGGCUCUGGGUUUGAGCAGCUCUGUCUUCCUGUGUCCGAAGUGCCUUGCUCUGUCUGUAGCCUUCGCUCAUACUGUGUGGCGAGCCCCAGCCCCCAGCUGCCGGGGCUUGAGGGCUGCUUGUCAUCUGUGGCCCAGAACCCAGUACCUCAGUAUAGUCACAUAGAAAAGGGACACGCAUUGUGACAGCUUCACCUCAUUUGUUCGGGCCUCACCCCACCCCUCACCCCUCACUCCUUGCCGUAGGAUCUCACUUGGUGUGUUCUCGAUUUCGUUUCUGGCUCUGCCCUCGUGUCGGUUCUGGUGUGGCCUGACUGGGUUGUCGUGGAAGCCUGUGAAGUGGCUCAACUGCAGGCACCUGCGCCACUCCAUAUGGCGGGAAGCUCAGAGGCGUCCAGCCCCUACCCUGCAUCCCCCUGUGCCGCUGGCCCGCACAGUGAGCCUUGCUCUUCCUGCUUCCCCCACACUCUCCAAUCCCAGAUUAAAAGUAAAGGCGCCCUUGCCAUAGCCUCUCUGAACUGUUUUGCUUCCCAUCCAGCCCGAAGUUUGUCUGAUACAGUGUUUACUCCUCCUUCCCGGCUUAAGUGUUAACUCAUAGGUAACCCCUGUUGCCAGUGGGUCCGGCCCAGCCGCUGCAGAUCUGCCUGCCUCCUAAUUCAGUGUUACGUGUAGUAGUGACAGCGACCCUCUUCCCUGCCCCGUGCCUGCCUGCCUGCCUUUUUCUUGUUCUUACGGGUUGUGCAAUAACUCUCCCUGCCGGUGGUCUUCUCCAUGGGCCUUUCUGUCCCUUGCAGCACCCUAUUGGGGAAGACAGGGGACCCAAGGGAGGGGAGGUCAUCAUCCCUUACGGAAGAAACGUCAGCCGCUUUCCCUUUGUUGCUGUCAUUCUCAUGAUCCUGGGUCAGUUUCUGUGGCACUCUUGUAGAACAUGUAGCAUCAUCUUAGAAGCCUGUAUGUUUUUUUGAAAAUAUCUGUUGGAAAGGAAGAACCAUCCUCACGAUGGGACAUGAGUCGGCGUCUGGGCUGAGAUCUGAGCGGUGCCCGUGGCCUCUCCAUCGCUCUGCCUAGACGCAUUUCAGAGUUUCUCGUUUGCGUGGGGAGGAGGAGACUCCCGAGAGUCAGCCACAGGUGGGCUGCCUGUUCCCCCAGGAGGCUCUGGCUGUGUAGAAAGUACCACCAUCGCCUUGGGCACAGGUUCAAAUGUUCCUGUGAUGAGACCGUAGACCUCGUAGACCUUGUUUUUCAGUUCCCCUGUUAAUACACAUCUGAAGGAUGAGCUGAGGCUGCUGGUGCCCUGAGCAACUCAAAAUGCAAAUGUGGACAAACUUGUCUCUUUGUUUUUCUAAGUUAGCCUGUGUGUGUUACGGACCAAAUUUCAACCAGGAACUCAAGGAAAAUUUGUACCUGCCGUAUUUAUGCUUUCAUGUAAAAGGGUUGGGGGGAGGGGUGUCUUUUUACCUUUGGUGAACUUUUUCAAGUCCUUUUUCACUGUUUCUGUCUGGUUUUACAACAAAUUACAGUUUUGUAUGGAUUUUUUUAAUGUACAUUUUGAAACAAAUGAUCGAGUAUUUUCUGAAAUAACUGAAUAAAAGGCAUAGAAUUAUC
Molecule: messenger RNA, 6554 nt
Organism: Tupaia belangeri chinensis (Chinese tree shrew)
Lineage: Eukaryota; Metazoa; Chordata; Mammalia; Scandentia; Tupaiidae
Gene: TRAM2
Product: translocation associated membrane protein 2
Exons: 12
Coding region: 6-1118 (370 amino acids)
Biological process (GO): protein insertion into ER membrane; SRP-dependent cotranslational protein targeting to membrane, translocation
Cellular component (GO): endoplasmic reticulum membrane
Source: RefSeq, a predicted model, not a curated record